This is a messenger RNA of Ambispora leptoticha, 1754 nucleotides long. NCBI's taxonomy places the organism in Eukaryota, Fungi, Glomeromycota, Glomeromycetes, Archaeosporales, Ambisporaceae. The record is from the annotation of a GenBank genome assembly.
AUGAUCCUGAUUUCUUUACUUUGGGCCGCGAGUGGUCACUAUUAAAUUUUUUGUUAUUUCGACAAAAGUGUUCUGAUUUCCGCGCCGACAAGCAUGAAGAACACAGCCGAUAUGCUCGUAGCCUUGCUAUGGAUGGGUCUCAAAGGGCAAUAGCCUUUUGGAUGGGGUUGCGAUCUGCGUUCAACCACCCAACAUCCUUGGUUGCGAUCGGGGAUGUUACGACUCGGGUGGUUGUUCCUGACGAAACGUGUUCAACCACCCAACAUUCCUGGUUGCGAUCGGGAAUGCCUGAGUUGCGACUCGGGUGGAUGUUUACACAUUUAAUGGGUUUCAAGGAAAGAAAGUCAAACUCGAUUGAUAACUUCUGGAAGACAGCUACGUUAGCGCAAGAGAAGAAAGUGGCAAAUGAAAUUGAACGUUCAGUUUUGUUGGAUGAACUCGCUACAUCCGCUGUACACUCAACCCUUCAACGUGAUAGGCAAGAAAGUUUGGUUCGAGAGAAAGUUUCAAGACGUUUAGAGAGUAUAGAUGAUGAUCGCACGUACAAGCGUCACAGGUCACAGUCUCCGAACAUUGAGAAUGAUCAAAAAAAAAGUGACACAGAAGCGAUUAAUAACGAACGAAAUUUAGAUGAAAAACGAGUUGAGGAAGAACUUGUGAAACGGUAUAAUUUGAGAGAACGACAAGAAAUCAAUUAUGCCGAAAUUUCAAGCUCAGACAUAGAUCCGCAUCAUCAUCAAGCAUUUGACCCCCUGCCAAACAAUCCGGAUUCUUCUGUUAUUUCGUUAAACAGGCCAAUCAUAACGGAAGUAACAUAUAACCUGAUUUCUACACAUAUAAUUUGCGCAUUCAGCUCAACGUUACAUUUAGUCAGGGGAACCGUCGACGAAAGUUUAUUUGAGAAGAUCGAAAAGCUUCUUAGAAUGAGAAAUAAAUUGAUUUUAGACAAAUCGAUAACCUUGAAAUUGGAGGCGAUUUUUCAAACGGACUAUGCGGAAAUUAGUUCGAAGAUAAUGACCGAAACUGAGGUUGAAAAAAAUAUGAAAGCGAGCGAGGAAUCACGAUUUCUCUUUUUUAUCCGGCACACCCUCCUAGAUUUCAUCGCUAUGUAUGAAUAUAUGUCGCCUAAAGUGUUAGCUCGAGAUAUGUCAGAAAGGUCGUAUAUUGUAGAACGCCUUUCACCCAUACUUCGAUCUUUUAGGAAUGCAUUUCCUGAUAUUAGAUACGAGUGGAUUGAGAAGGAUGUCAAAUCCAUAAGGGAUGCGAGCAAUAUGUUCGCAAUUAACAUAAGGACUCGGAAAACUGAUGUGUUAGUUCUGAGACUAUCAGACGCAACUGAAAUUCUACACGUUGAAGUAUCUGGACCACCUUACAAACCGGAAAAGAAGCAUACAGUUGGAGACGCAAAAAAAUUACUCAUGAUGGCUGUUUGUAAUUUAUGCAGAAUGUUGGCGAACAAUUUCGAUUGUUCAAUUGAAAUUGCCAAGAAAGUCAGAUCGUAUUGUAUACAAGCAAUUGGGGAUAAAUUGACAUUAUUUGCCGUAUCACUUGUUGACAAGAAAAAAUAUUUGGCCAUCGAAUUAGCUUCGAACGAGUUUAUAGAACAAGAAAAGAUUCUAGAAAAAAUUUGUUCUUUUGUGCCCUCGGUCGAUGAUACCAGUGACCUACGAGAGUGGGUGCAUUUACCGGAUGAUGAUCUAAUACCCGUAAAGGAAGAGGAAAUGGAUGAACUCUUUUUAAAUGACACUCAAUAA